Cuscuta epithymum is the source of this 594-nucleotide messenger RNA. The record is from the annotation of a GenBank genome assembly. Lineage: Eukaryota; Viridiplantae; Streptophyta; Magnoliopsida; Solanales; Convolvulaceae.
UUUAUGUUAGCCAGUCAUGUUAACUCCUUACAAUCUCCCUCAAGACAUGUGCAUGAAAAGUCAUUUCAUCUUUUUGACUUUAAUUUGUCCGGGACCCAAGGAUCCAGGGAAAAAGAUAGACAUUUAUCUUCAACCCCUUAUUGAGGAGAUGGAAGAACUAUGGGCCAUUGGGACACCAACUUAUGAUGUUUCAACAGAUCAAAUGUUUGUCAUGAAAGUUGCCAUCAUUUGGACCAUUAGCGACUUCCAUGCCUAUGAUAUGCUUUCGGGAUGGAGCACACACGAUCUUAUGGGAUGUCCGAUAUGCAUGGAGAAAUCAGGUGCCAAUUGGCUCACUUUCAGUGGAAAACUAAGUUACUUUGAUUGUCACCGCAAGUUUCUCCCGCCAAAGCACUGAUAUCGGAAGGACAAAAAGUCUUUCAUUAGAGAUAGAGUGGUACGAGACCCCCCACCCGCGAGAUCGACUGGCAAAGAAAUUUUUAACCGGGUUCGACAUAUUCCUACGGCUAUGCAAGAGCCAAAGAAGGAGCCAUAUGGUUUCCAGAUGGCUACUGCUCCAACUUGUCCAGGUGCGUGGACAUGAACAAACUUACC